Messenger RNA from Etheostoma spectabile (orangethroat darter), 2196 nucleotides. Its product is annotated as transmembrane protease serine 9. Gene Ontology annotation, biological process: proteolysis. The record is from RefSeq and is a predicted model, not a curated record. Gene Ontology annotation, molecular function: serine-type endopeptidase activity. The transcript is spliced from 10 exons. NCBI's taxonomy places the organism in Eukaryota, Metazoa, Chordata, Actinopteri, Perciformes, Percidae. The annotation marks the transcript as partial.
AGUCUCACUCACAACCUGAUGUGUGCGGUAUAACUCCGCUCAACACCAGGAUUAUUGGAGGACAGACCGCCCCUGUGGGGAGCUGGCCCUGGCAAGUCAGCCUGCAAUCAUCUGGUUUCCACUUCUGUGGAGGAUCCCUCAUUAACAAUGGAUGGGUGCUGACUGCUGCUCACUGCUUCCUAAGGAUCCCAGCCGGUCUGACUGUAUUUCUGGGUAUCCAGAGUCUACAGGGACCCAACCCCAAUGGGGUGUCUCGGACGGUAACAACCGUCAUCAAACAUCCUAACUAUAACCUCAAUACUAAUGAUAACGACAUCUGCCUCCUGCAGCUCUCGUCACCGGUGACUUUCAAUGAUUUCAUCGUUCCUGUCUGCCUGGCAGCUCCAGGCAGCACCUUCUUCAGCGGCGUUAGCUCCUGGGUGACCGGCUGGGGGAACAUCGGAUCUGGAGUCUCCCUUCCUCCCCCAGGAAACCUAAUGGAGGUGAAUUUGCCGAUCGUGGGGAACAGAGAGUGUAACUGUAACUAUGGUGUGGGCAGAAUCACAAACAACAUGAUCUGCGCCGGGUUCCGUGCUGGAGGAAAGGACUCCUGUCAGGGGGAUUCAGGUAGUCCACUGGUGAGCAAGCAGGGCAGCCGCUGGAUCCUGGAGGGAAUCGUUAGUUUUGGAAAUGGUUGUGCCCAGCCUAAUUUCCCAGGAGUCAACACCAGAGUGUCCCAAUAUCAGACCUGGAUCAACAGCCAGAUCACCAGCAACCAGCCAGGCUUUAUCUCCUUCACGUCCAGUGGAACUGACAGUGACCUCAACAUUAGCUGUGCUGGCCUGCCCCCGCCUCCAACCACCCUCCCUACAACCACAACAACCACCCUCCCUACAACCACUGUUUCUCAAGCUGUCUGUGGCCAAGCCCCAAUGAAUUCCCGUAUUUUGGGAGGAAGCUCGGUGGUGACGGCUGGUGUGUGGCCAUGGAUGGCGAGCCUACAGAGGAAUGGGAGUCAUGUGUGUGGCGGGACUCUGGUGGCCGUUGACUACGUGUUGAGCAACGCCAACUGCUUCUCAAGUUCACCAACACCGUCUGAAUGGACUGUGGUGUUGGGUCGCUUGAAACAAAAUGGAUCUAACCCCUUUGAGGUGACACUGAAUGUGACAAAUAUCACCCUGAGCAACCUGAAUGGGUCAAAUGUAGCAGUGCUACAUCUGUCAACCAAACCCAGCCUGUCCAACAACAUCCAGCCCAUAUGCCUUGACAACGGCCAGACCUUCGCUUUGGGCUCCACGUGCUGGGCUGCUGGCUGGAGCUCAGGGCAAGGAGGAGUGGAACAAGUUCUGCAGGAGUUCCAGACGUCGGUGGAAAAUUGCGGGAACGGGUCGUCGAGUGACAGCAUUUGUACCAGAACUUUUACUCUGGAGAAGGGUGAUUCUGGAGGUCCUUUGAUGUGUAAGCUGGCUGGCUCUUGGUUCCAGGCAGCAGUGUUGUCAGCUGAUAACACCACCAGACAAACACGAGAUGCAGUGAUGCAAUUCCCCAAACUGAGCACCUUUAAAAGCUUCCUGGCUCAAACAGUGGGGUUCUUAUCCCCAGCUUCAAACUUCAUAAUCACCACCAGCGCCAGCAACAGCACCAACGCAACUCUCCUCAAUAGUGGUGCCACUCCCGCUCACUUCCAGGUCUUCCUCUAUUUCCAUUUCCUUGUUUUCUCAGCGUGUCUCCAACUUUUCUUGUAAGAGCCUCCAACCCAUUUGGAAGGAUUUACUGUACUGACGAGCACAAAUGAAUGUAAACAAGCUUGAAUCUGAGAGACAAUUUAGGUCAUAGCUGGAUUAACACUAAUGUAUGAUUUGAAUGUGAAAAAUACUGACCAGGUAAUGUGAAAAGGUCCCAGUAUGAAGUAUAAGGAUUACAUGCAUUGUAAAAAAAGAUAAUAGUCCAACAGUUGUGUGUUAAUGUAACAUGUAGAGCCAGAUGUAGAGGCUUUACAUUAAUGUAAUGUAUAGAGUUUGAUUUAAAAGUUUCAUGUUAAUGUAAUGUGUAUAAUCAGAUAUGGAGGCUUUACAUUUAUGUAACAUUUAGAUACAGAUGUGGAGGCAUUAAGCUAAUGUAACGUAUAGAGUAAGGGGGAAAUUUGUUUUUUGAAUGAAAACUUUAAAAGGAAUUGACUUUGAAGGACUCAGACAGUGUCUCUUUCUGAGUUUCUGA